AUGCGAUGUCAUUAUGAUGUGUUAGAGAUUAAUUGUGAUGCCGAUGAUGAUACGAUCAAAAGGUCUUAUCGAAAGUUGGCUCUUAAAUGGCAUCCUGAUAAAAAUCCAAACAAUGUGGAAGAGUGUAAUAGGUACUUUGCGCUAGUACAACAAGCGUAUGAUAUUCUGAGUGAUCCGCAUGAAAGAGCUUGGUAUGAUCGACAUAGAGAAAGUAUUUUGAAAGGAGGAAUUGACGAGCAUUAUGAAGACAAUAGUCUUAAUUUAUUCCCCUAUUUUACAUCAACGUGUUAUUCCGGUUUUAAUAAUAGUGAUAAGAAUUUUUAUGCUGUAUAUAGACAAGUUUUUGACACCAUAGCAUCCGAAGACUAUGAAUUCUUGGACAUAAAACCUCAGGCAUAUCCAAGCUUCGGUGAUGAAAACAGCACCUAUGAUGAUGUAGUUGGUCCGUUCUAUGCAUUUUGGGGAUGUUUCUGCACUGUUCGAUCAUUUGCAUGGGUAGACAAAUAUGACAUACGUAAUGCUACAAAUCGUCGUGUUGUUAGAGCAAUGGAAAAAGAAAACAAGAAAUUGAGAGAAGCGAACAAACGGGAAAGAAACGAAGAAAUUCGAGCUUUGGUUGCAUUCAUACGAAAACGAGAUCCACGGGUUCAUGCACACAAAAAAGAAUUGGAGGAGAAGCGCUUGGAGCAAGAAAGAAGAAUAGAAGAAAAUAGGAAACUGAAGAUUUUGGAACAGCUAAGUCAAGCUGGUGAAUACAAAGAAUCGGAAGAGGUACAGCAGUCGCAGCUAGAGAAUUUACGUGAAAUUGAGGAAGCUUUGGAUGCUGAAUUCGGAGGAAGUAACGGCGGAAGUGAAACAGAAUUUCACGAAAAAUCGCACUUUUAUUGUGUGUUUUGUGAAAAAGCAUUCAAAACUGAAAAGGCAAUGAGCAACCACAAGAGAUCAAAAAAACACAAGGAUACAGUUGCCUUGUUAAAGAAGCACAUAAAGGAAGAUGACGCCUGCUUAUUAAUGACUGAUGAAGAAGACAUAGAGAAUGAGGAAGCUGAAACAGGUAAAAAGAAAUCGAAAAAACAAAAACAAAGGGAACGAAGAAAAGAUGGACAUAAUUUGGAUAAAGCUGAUGAAGAUGGAGGCGAACCAGGCACAUCGGAUAGUGAAAUGAAUGAAAUGAUAGCUAAAAAUGGUACUGAGAAGCAUAAGGAGGAAUGUGCUAAAAACGCUGAUGAGACAAAUAUAUUCUUGAAAAUGUCUAAAGAGGUUUCAAAAAUAUCACAACCUGAUAAUAAAGUUCGGAGACAUAAAGAAAGAGCGAUGACUGCUAAAAAUAUUGCAACAGAAGACACAAAUCCGAAGAGCGGUACAUGUGAUCGCUGUGGCGAAUUUUUCGAAUCUCGGACAAAAUUAUUUGCCCAUUUGAGGGAAUCCGGACACGAAACACUGAAAAAAUUUCCUGCUGCGGCUUUAGCAAAAGUUAAGAUUAAUAGAAUUAGAAAAAAAUGA
Molecule: messenger RNA, 1503 nt
Organism: Acanthocheilonema viteae
Lineage: Eukaryota; Metazoa; Nematoda; Chromadorea; Rhabditida; Onchocercidae
Source: the annotation of a GenBank genome assembly